ACGAAAAGAAACCUUCCUCUGAAAACGCAUUUUCCUUUUCUCCGGCUUCCACCUCGGUAAAAACGCCUCAUUUUCUCCUCCCGCUCCCCGACUGGGCAAAACCUCUCCAUAAAUCACGCUCCAGCGCCGCCGGCAGCUGUGCAACAGCGGUGAAGUCACCCCCAACUAUUCGGCAGCGCAACGGCAGAAUCUACCUCCCGAUCCCCUGCUAGAAGACUUGAACAAAUUCGGAGAUGCAUUCCUUUGGAUUCAGAGCCAAUGCUGUUCUGACGUUUGGGAUCACCAUCCUCGCGCUCAUCUGCGCCAUGGCCUCCAUCUCUGAUAACUUCAAUUCUCCCCGUCCGUCUUCCGAAAUCCAGAUAUUGAACAUCAAUUGGUUUCAGAAACAGCCUCACGGGAAUGAUGAGGUAAGGAUUUCAACAGCUGCCUUUGUGUUAGCUUCUGUAUUCUGGGUUUUCUGCCUUGAUCGUUCAUAUACCUUCCACUGUAUUUCACAUGCUCCCCAAUGUUUGCUCUUUCACAUAAAAUAUCCAAUUGAUUCUGGGGAGAUAAAAUUUUCUUUCUCGAUGCAGGUCAGUCUUACGAUGAACAUAACAGCAGAUCUGCAGUCACUCUUUACAUGGAAUACAAAGCAGGUUUUCGUAUUUGUAGCUGCUGAAUAUGAAACCCCAAAGAACGCAUUGAACCAGGUUUCACUUUGGGACGCUAUAAUCCCAGCCAAAGAGCACGCGAAGUUCUGGGUUCAGACAGCGAACAAGUAUCGGUUUGUUGAUCAGGGAAGCAAUCUCCGGGGUAAGGAUUUCAACCUGACAUUGCAUUGGCAUGUCAUGCCCAAGACUGGCAAGAUGUUUGCCAACAAGCUAGUCAUUCCAGGGUACCGCCUCCCAGAAGAGUACAGAUAGAACUUCCCCCCUAGUUUUUAGCGAACUGAGAGUUGAUACACAUUGUCGGCUGGUUCAAUUCUUUGAUGUUUUCAUGGCCAGUUUAUAGUUUCUGAACUUGACAAACUACAGUAUUAGUCCCAAGCUGGGCAAUCUUUCUCCGGAUCAGUCAGCUGGUUUGAAAAGCAAGAGAAAUGGCCAUGUUCACUCAGGCUGCUUAACGUUGAAAGUUAACGAUCUUGGCACUUUAUGGCUCUGGAAAGUGAAAUCUUUUAAGGGGUUAAGGGGUUAAUUGCAUGGUUGGUCACUGAUAUUAUAAAAAUUAUUCAUGUUUGGUCACUGAAAAUAUUUAGGAUAAUGUCUAUUU
This is a messenger RNA of Linum tenue, 1248 nucleotides long. NCBI's taxonomy places the organism in Eukaryota, Viridiplantae, Streptophyta, Magnoliopsida, Malpighiales, Linaceae. The record is from the annotation of a GenBank genome assembly.